Messenger RNA from Lingula anatina, 4123 nucleotides. Its product is annotated as fascin. Gene Ontology annotation, molecular function: protein-macromolecule adaptor activity; actin filament binding. Gene Ontology annotation, biological process: establishment or maintenance of cell polarity; actin filament bundle assembly; cell migration. Lineage: Eukaryota; Metazoa; Brachiopoda; Lingulata; Lingulida; Lingulidae. Gene Ontology annotation, cellular component: cytoplasm; actin cytoskeleton. The record is from RefSeq and is a predicted model, not a curated record.
UAUCGCGUCCUUGUUGAUUGUGUGUAUAACAGAAUACAGUGUAUGAACCGUGCUGCAAUGACAAAGGCAUAAUGAGCAGUCAUGCAUUAAUUUUCCUAUAAAUAAGACAUCUACUCUUCGGACUUCAAGCAGUUGAAUAUAACCAAGCAGUACACGCACAUAUCGCUCUUCUCCACCACGUGGGACCGAUUGUCAAAACGCUGCCCUCUGAUAGGCUGAAUUUCCUUAAAGCUACAGAAGCUUUGUUAUCUCAGACCGAUGCUAGUUGUUUAAGUCAUCUGCACACAGAACGGGUAGUGAUAAAAAAUCGUGCUCAAGAGACAGUCAGUAUCUGUGACAGUGCUAUAAUAUACCAAGAAUGGCGAUGAACGGAGUAAGUGGACACGAUACCAUGAAUAUGAAGGUUGGUUUAUUAAACAGAGACAAAAAAUAUCUGACGGCUGAGAGUUUUGGAUGUAAAAUAAACGCCUCUGGGACGAGUUUAAAGAAAAAACAGGUGUGGACCAUCGAGCAAGACAAGAGAGCAGAUGUAGUAUACAUACGAAGUCAUCUGGGAAGAUACCUGUCCGGUGACAAAAAUGGCAAUGUGAAAGGGGAAUCUGAAGAACCUGGGGAAGACGAACAAUUUAUUAUCGAAUACGCACAGGAUGGGUCUGGGUGCUGGGCUUUCAAAAACGCAAAACACGGCUAUUAUUUCGGUGGCUCGGAAGAUCAGCUCCGUUGUUACGAGAAAUCUCCCACGGACAAAGAAUGGUGGACAGUCCACCUCGCAAUCCACCCGCAGGUCAACCUUAUGAACGUCAAUCGCAACCGCUAUGCCCGGCUUAACGCCGAGGCCGAGGAGAUCCAUUGCGAUGAAGUGAUUCCUUGGGGCCAGGACGCGCUCAUCACCAUCGAGUUCCGCGACAAUCGGUACGCCGUGAAAACCUGCGACAACCGCUAUUUGCACCGAGAGGGACGCUUGGUUGGAGAACUCAGCGCUGACACCCUUUACACCCUGGAGAUGAAGUCUGGGCAGCACUCGGGCAUUGCCUUCAAAGAUUCAACGGGGCGGUAUCUUACAAAUGUGGGGUCGUUUGCCACCAUGAAAGCACGCAAUAAAACCAUUUCCAAAGACGAACUGUACUUGCUUCAAGACAGCCACCCCCAGGUCACCCUGACCGGACAUAAUGGAAGAUUUGUCUCCAUAAAACAAGGUGUUGACCUGACUGCGAACCAAGACGAUGUUACUGACAAGGAAUCAUUCCAGAUUGAAUUCGAUAAAAAGACAAAGUGUUGCAGGUUCCGCACAGUUGAUAAUAAAUUCUGGACAAUUGGCAACGCUAAUGGAAUUCAGGGCGCCGCCAAGGACACGUCACCAAAAGUGUAUUUUGACCUAGAAUGGCACAGCAAUGGUUUUGUUUCCCUCAAGGCCAGCAAUAACUCCUAUGUAACUGCCAGGAUGAAUGGAAGCUUGUACGCCGUCAGCGAUACUGUGACGGAUAAGGAAAAGUUCAUGCUGACAUUGGUCAACAGGCCAAUUCUUGUGUUGAAGGGGCAGUAUGGCUUUGUUGGCUUCAAGACACCCAACUCCCCCAAGUUAGACUGUGCAAGAUCUGUAUAUGAUAUAAUCACACUAUCACAAAACCCUGAUGGAACAUACUGCAUGAAAGCUCCAAAUGGUAACUACUUAGCAGUAACAUCUGAUGGCUCAAUUGCAGCAGAGAACGCCACCCCCUACAAAUUCAUUCUGGAACUGAGAGAGCAUUCUAAGUUUGCUAUCAAGGCUGAAAAUGGAUGUUACCUCAAAGGCGAGCAAAAUGGGAUCUUCAGUGCCACUGGAACAGAGAUCAAUGCAAACACUCUGUGGGAAUAUUAAAAGAACCAUCUGAUGUAUCUCCAGACAUAUAUAAAUAUAUGAACCUGGUAAACGGUUCUGGAUGCCCUGAACAACAACAACAAGCAUAUUGGAGACUAUGCCAUCUCUAGAAAUGACUGUGAAAUUCUCUGCUCAACAGUUUGAAUUACAAGAAAUGCACGAAAGGAGAUCUGUAAAACUACAAAGAACAUUUAGAUACUUCUUUCAGGUCCUUUCUCUGAGAUAUAUUCAGGCUUUCUUUGAACUCGUUCAUAAAGACUGUAAACUUGGGCAACAUAGGGUAAAUUUUUUCUUGAAAUUAUGAUACAUUGCCAUUUAUAGAUAUGGUUCAAUGAAUAUCCUAGAAUAACAGUAGUUUGCAGCUUACAUUUGUUGCUUCAAAUGAAUUAUUGCAAAAAAGUAGGUUCUUAUGAGGCUUGAAUACUAUCCAAUUCAUUGGCCAUUGUUAUAACUACUUAUAACUGAGUCUAAGUGACUAGUGCAUAAUGCUUACAAAAUGAACAAAAAUGUGCACAUAUUUUAUAGCUAACUUGUACAGUCUUUUAGUAUAUAGUCUAAUAUGUAAUUGUAACCCACUCAAACAUACUCGGGUACAUGCCAGCACUGUGCAUGCUGCUAUAGUCUAUAUUAGAUACAGACUAAACACCAAAGUAGACUGUUUAUUAUUGACUACAAUUUUAUAUAUUUCUAAUAUGAACCCAGUCUCCCAUAUAUGGUGUGUGUACACUUAAGCAAUGAGAAUAUAGUGUGCCCAUGCCUGUGUCCAAUGGACACUCCAACCACUUCUUCAGCUUACAUGACUGUCAUUAUAUAUAUAGAUGGGAUAGGCUGGGGUAGUAAUUCCCAUUCCUUUGACAUGUAGCAUGUUGAACAGAUGACUGGGUUUCUCUCCUAAUCAUAUGUGUGGUAUACCAUCUGGUAUCACAUUGACCAUCUGUGGACUAAAAUACCAACUAUAUGAUUAUAGAGAAAUAUGUUUAUGGGAAUAUUAGAGGUACAAAAUUAUGCUCAAUAUCUGCAAGGGUAAUUAUCCAAAUUAUACAUAAUGUUGUACUUAACAGUUAAAAUGCACAAUAUAAAUCUCAAGGCAUAAAAACAUGAUUACUACAUGAAGAUUUCUGUGAGAUUGAAUAUUGUAUAUGUUAGUUAUGUGUACAUUUGCUAUCUGCAUAAUCUCACUGGGCUACCAUCCAAUGAAUGAAAAUGAUGAAUAUUUAGUUACGUUAUAAAGGAAAGCAAUAAUCCUUUUGAUAGGAAUAGUGGUGCUAGAGACAAAGAAUGGGAUAUAACCUGUGUAAAGGAACACAGAAUAUUUGGCAGUUUUACAGAAAUUGUGUCCAAGUUUAAAGAAUCAGUACUAACAGUGACUGAAUUCUAAAGGAUGCAAAAGAAAUCUGAACAAGACAUGAACAGAAUGAGUUGAGAAUAGGACAAAAACAACAAAAGUGCAGAAGUCAGAGGAUCCAGGCCUCUCCUCCCUCCUCCUCUUCACAACAAAUGAACAGAUUCCUCCCCACCUCUGCAUUAAAAUAGCGAAAGCACACACACACACACAGACAGGCAGACACACACACACACACACACACAGAAAUACCCUGCCUGAUACCCUGGCUCUACUCCUUGGUGUUUGUGUGACAUUCUAGUGCUGAUGAUUGAUUGUUGUGAAUGGAGUAAAGAAUACUGACAUGCACCCAAAUUUACCAUUAUCUAACACCUUUAUACUCAUUCCUGCAUAUAUUGCUUUAGAAAAUGUCUAUUAAAAAGCAUCAGGUAUUAAAUUGUGGUAUGAUGUCAUUUCAAUGAUCAAGAAUUCUCUGCUCCUUGUACUCAGUAUAUUGUGUAUCCAGCCAUACAUUGUCAGUGUAACUGGAGUGAAUAUUCAAGUGAAAAUGCAUUAUGUAGUUAAUGUGAAAUUAAUGCUUUCAUCCAGUUUUGGUCCUUCAGUAUUUGUAUCAAGAUAAGUGUUUGCACUGCCAUUACUUGAUAAAAUAUCAGCAUAGGAUUUUCAUGUUAAGAUGCAGUGCUCAUGAUUGAAUAAUAGCAUAAGUGCUUCGUGCUAGAAAUAUUUCUUAUGUCAACGUACCAUAGCUACGUAGGAGCAAAACAGCAAUAGAAAACAAAACUUGUAAAUGGGAAAGUAAUAAGACAAUAUAUUCUCAUAUCCUUUAAUACAUAUAGCAGAGGCAUUUUGCAGUUAGACAUCCUAGCAGAAAUGUUGUGCGAGUAGUUUUUCUUAUGCACAAAUAAAACAUUCAAAUAUUUAAA